CUGAUAGCGCGUUGGCCACGUCCCCGAGCCACGUCGCUCUUUCCUCGCCAUUUUCCCAUCUUCUACUGCUAGAAUCGUACUAUUCUGCUGUCACCUUGCUGUCCAUCGUUAUCAGUUUGGUUAGAAAUCGUUACCGGAGACCACCGGGCUUCUUUUGAGAGUUUACCAUCGGUUUCCGAGGAAAGGCGCUUCCUCCAGCAUGAACAUUUUCCGGCUAACCGGUGAUCUGUCCCACCUAGCAGCCAUCAUCAUUCUGCUGCUAAAAAUAUGGAAGACCAGGUCUUGUGCCGGUAUUUCUGGGAAGAGCCAGGUGCUGUUUGCUUUGGUGUUCACCACUCGCUACCUGGACCUGCUCACAUCCUUCAUCUCCUUCUACAACACCACCAUGAAGGUCAUCUACAUCGGGUGUGCCUACGCCACUGUUUACCUGAUCUACGUGAAGUUUAAGGCCACGUAUGACGGGAACCACGACACAUUCAGGGUGGAGUUCCUCGUCGUCCCCGUCGGCGGGCUGGCUUUCCUCGUCAACCAUGACUUCUCCCCUCUGGAGAUCCUCUGGACCUUCUCCAUCUACCUGGAGUCGGUGGCCAUCCUCCCCCAGCUCUUCAUGAUCAGCAAAACCGGCGAGGCAGAGACCAUCACCACCCACUACCUGUUCUUCCUGGGACUCUACCGAGCUCUGUACCUCUUCAACUGGAUAUGGAGGUUCUACUUUGAGGGCUUCUUCGAUAUGAUCGCCAUCGUGGCCGGAGUGGUGCAGACCAUCCUCUACUGCGACUUCUUCUACCUUUAUGUGACAAAAGUACUGAAAGGAAAGAAGCUGAGUCUGCCAGCCUGAGUGCCAGAGACAAGUGUUAGAGCAGACUCUCACAGGAGUCUGAGGGGAGGACGAACAGCCGCGGACGGCUCUGAAACAAACCCGCCGCCGUUUCCUCGUCUUCCCCUCCAUCCAGUGCAAGAUGCCUGAGACAGAGCAGGAGCCGCCUCCGUCGCCGCGCCUCCACCUGAUCCGGACUCACCACGAGGCUGCUCUGGAUUUCUGUUUGACGCAUCUUGCCUUAAGGUUUUUUUAUUGCUCUGUAUAAAGGAAGAAAAAAAAGUGCAAAAGGUUUUCUACAUGAAAUGUUUGUUGAAUUCAACAGCAGAAGGUGUAAAUUUGCAGACUUGAUGUGGUGGGAUAAUAUUGAACAUUUGUAAUCGGAAUAAAUGUGUAACGUUUUUCAUGAAGAGGAUUUCUCUGGAUGCUAAUUUCUUUUCAGCUUGUUUUUUUUUUUUAGCGGUGUGUGAAGUUUCCUCACUUAUCUCAAUUUUUUUCCCAAAAAUGUAAGAUUUCUUGUCCAGAUUCUGCCAGCAUUGAUGCCUCAGUCUAUUUUUUUCCAAUGUGGAGUCGAAACACAAAGCACAGCUUUAAUUGAGGCAAAUGAACUGCCUGCACAUUAAACCCCUCAUGGAGCCCCUUUUCCUGUAAUUCCACCACAUUGCCAAGCUCUUUUUUUGUUUUAAAUAUCCACCAUUAAGAUGCUGUUCAUGGCAGAAAGAUUCAGUCUUUUAGAUUCAGGUGUAUUUAUAAUUUUCUUUUCUUUGUUUCUAAUAAACUGAGUCCAUGGAGCAGCCUCUGUGUUGUGAAUGAUUGUUAUCCUGUUGAAGGGAAGCAGCACAAUCAUUCAUUUGCUGUAGACUUUUCAGCCUUUUUGAAUGAGUUUUUUUGCAUGAUCUUGGCACUACAAAUAAAAACAUAUUGGAUAACA
Molecule: messenger RNA, 1748 nt
Organism: Oryzias melastigma (Indian medaka)
Lineage: Eukaryota; Metazoa; Chordata; Actinopteri; Beloniformes; Adrianichthyidae
Gene: kdelr2b
Product: KDEL endoplasmic reticulum protein retention receptor 2b
Exons: 5
Coding region: 200-838 (212 amino acids)
Biological process (GO): protein retention in ER lumen; endoplasmic reticulum to Golgi vesicle-mediated transport
Cellular component (GO): membrane; endoplasmic reticulum; cis-Golgi network
Molecular function (GO): ER lumen protein retrieval receptor activity
Source: RefSeq, a predicted model, not a curated record